Molecule: messenger RNA, 528 nt
Organism: Brenthis ino (lesser marbled fritillary)
Lineage: Eukaryota; Metazoa; Arthropoda; Insecta; Lepidoptera; Nymphalidae
Source: the annotation of a GenBank genome assembly
AUGGGAAAGACGUCUGGUGGACGCCCUGAGGCAGGAGUCCGAGCUCACAGAAUAAAUAGUCGCAGGGAGUCCGGCGUGUCGUGGGGGAGGCGCGGGCGCGGGGGCGGGGCAGCGCGCGCGGGCGCAGGCGCGUGGCGGCGGCGCGAGCGGCUCGCGCAGUCACGCAGGCCCAUGGAGAUCCUCACCAGCCUGUAUGCGCUGCUGUCUGGCGGGCAAGGAAUUAAUCCAAAAAUCGACUCAGUAGCAUUCCGGCUACACUGCGGCGCAACUACUGCGGCGCUUUUGGCAGCCAGUGCCGCGCUCACCACGCGCCAUCUUGUGGGGAACCCCAUAGAUUGUAUACAUACCAGGGACAUACCAGAGGACGUUCUUAAUACAUAUUGUUGGAUUCACUCCACUUUCACCGUUGCGGGCGAGGCCGGCGCCUACCCGGGAGUCCGCGGCGCGGGCACCGCUCCUCGACGCUACGGGAAAUACUAUCAGUGGGUCGCUUUCAUGCUGUUUUUACAGGUAAGUGAUAGAGAGAAA